AUGAAAUAUUUCUAUUUCAGUUUGGUGUCUUUGGCAUUUGCUGGUUCUAUUGGGAUGACAUUUGUUAUUCUUGCAUGUGCCUUACCUGAUUAUCAAAAAUGGUGGCCGUUCUUUGUGGUGAUAUUCUACGUCCUUUGCCCAAUCCCAACACUGAUUGCUCGUCGCCACACCGAUGGGACGGGUGGUACAAACUCGGCAUGUAUGGAAGCAGCUAUUUUCAUCACCAUGGGAUUUAUUGUCAGCUCAUUUGCCCUACCCAUUGUCCUCGCAAGGGCUGGAACGAUUGUGUGGGGUGCAUGUCAUUUGACGCUGGCGGGUAACGUCAUAGUAUAUCUCACCAUUCUAGGCUUUUUCACUAUCUUUGAUAUGGACGACUCCGACUACACAAUGUGGUGA
Molecule: messenger RNA, 396 nt
Organism: Arctia plantaginis
Lineage: Eukaryota; Metazoa; Arthropoda; Insecta; Lepidoptera; Erebidae
Source: the annotation of a GenBank genome assembly